Molecule: messenger RNA, 1540 nt
Organism: Drosophila virilis
Lineage: Eukaryota; Metazoa; Arthropoda; Insecta; Diptera; Drosophilidae
Gene: Aatf
Product: Apoptosis antagonizing transcription factor
Biological process (GO): regulation of transcription by RNA polymerase II
Cellular component (GO): nucleolus; nucleus
Source: RefSeq, a predicted model, not a curated record
CUGGAAUCAGUUCAGCAAUCAACAAUAGUUUCACGUGUUGCGGCUGUGUUCACAGAUUUUAUUGUUUUUAUAAAAAACUAGAUGAAAGACUGAAUAAAAGAAUGCUGCGCAAGUCGAAAAAACAGGCACAGACUGUGGCUGAGAAGGUGAGCAAACUGCUCGCACAUCCCAACGAUAGCGGCAGCGACAAUGAUUCCGAUAUUGAUGCGACCACCAAAGCGCGCGUUGUGGACUUUGAGGAUGAAUACGAUCUGCCGGACGCGCGGAGCACAGAUUUUCGCAAGCGCAAUGUAAAAUUGCUGUCCGAACAGAGCGAACGGUACAAGGGUAGGAUAAGCAGUCGCAAAGAGUUUGAACAGGAGGAGGAGGAGGAGGAGCAGGAGGAGAGUGAAGAUGAGGAGGGCGCAGAGCUGGCGUACGAAGAGAGCGACAGCGAGGAGGAGGCAACAUCGACUUUGCAGGCUACGAAUGGUAAACAUAGCGAUGAAGAUGAUGACAGCAGCAUGGAAGAUUAUGAGAAUGAAGGACAGCAGGAGGAGGACGACGAAGAGGAGGAUGACGACGACGACGACGACGAUGACGAUGAGAACGAGUCAGAAAAUGUUGACUCUGACGAGGAUGUCAACGAAAUCAUGCCCAAAACCAAUCAACAAGCCGAGGUACAGAAAGGACUCUGCGUGCAAAAUCAACUGAGGAUCUGGGAGCGCCUGCUGGAGCUGCGCAUCAAUACACAGAAAGUGACCAGCAAGGCGAAUCAGCUGCCGUCGCCGGAGACACUAAAAGCGCUAAGUGAAAACAAUGAGGAACUGAAAUUGGUGCUAAACGAAGCCCAGGAGCGCAGCGCCAAGCUGCUGGAGCAGCUGCUCGCGCUGCAAGCGGCGCUCACAGAGCAGCACAACGAGCUGCGUCAGUCCGUCAAACGCAAGCAGCCGGCAGAGGCGAGCACGGAGCCAACCGCCAGCAGCAAACGUUAUGCGAAUGCGCUGCACAAUAAUUUCGAAAAUAUGCGCAGCUAUCGCAACGAGGUGCUGCUCAAGUGGGAUGAUCGCACCAAGCUGUUGACACCCGGCGCGGGCCUUAAACGCAAGACCCUGCAGGAGGAUUACGAUAUCGUCAAGAAAAUUGACAGUGCGCUGGCCAAUCGAGAGGCGCUCGUCGAGAAAUCCCAAAUACUUAAAAACAAUCAACAGCAGCCGCAGCCGAAUGCCGGAGAGGAUGCUGAACCAACUGCCAAUGGCCAAAGGCAGCGACACGUCUACGAUGACAGCGAUUUCUAUCAUCAGCAGCUGCGCGAGCUCAUCGAGUACAAGGCCAGCAGCACGUCCAGCAUGAGCGACAUAGCCAAACAGUUUGUGGAGCUGCAGAAGCUGCGCCAGAAAAUGAAGCGGAAAGUGGACACCAGGGCCAGCAAGGGCAGAAAAUUACGCUAUGUGGUGCACAAUAAGCUGAUCAAUUUUAUGGCACCCAACGAGGCCAGCGACUGGACGGACGACUCCAAGGCGGAACUCUUUAGAUCCUUAUUUGUUUGAAUUACACACGA